This is a messenger RNA of Drosophila santomea, 4194 nucleotides long. RefSeq lists its product as uncharacterized. Lineage: Eukaryota; Metazoa; Arthropoda; Insecta; Diptera; Drosophilidae. The coding region runs from base 1246 to 3252 and encodes 668 amino acids. The transcript has 9 exons. The record is from RefSeq and is a predicted model, not a curated record.
UUCGCCGCGCGCGGUUCACUUCGUUCUUCGGUCCGCGUCCGCUGCAUUUUCAAUUCAUACUUUUCGCCGGCAUCGUUUGUUGUUGUUUGCGAAUGCAUAUGUGGGUGUGCGGCCUGUAGAAAAUACGUACGAUACGAAUACGAAUACGAGCAUGUGUGCGCGUUCUGCUCAUAAUUUUGCGCGUUUGGUGCGUUGACAGCUGCGAAAGGCGGAAAAAGAGAGUGCAGAAAAGUGCAAAGCAAAGGCCGACAGCAAACAACAAAAACAACAAGGCAAAACAAACAGCAAACAAACAAAGCAGAAGCAGAAGCAGAAGCCAAAAGAAACAACAACACACCUGCUGCCGCCGUCGUUUUUGUUUGUGUCGGUGCUUUUGGUCCAGAAAAUAAAGAAAAUAAAGAAAAAGAGCAAAUUCAAACGGCAGUGCAAAAGCGGCAGCAGGAUAGCGAAUCGUGAUUUUCCGGCGAAACAGCGCAGUGGAGCCUCGCACAAGAAGCAGAAGCUGCAGAAGCUGCGGAAGACGCCCCGCAGAGAGAAAAGAAGACCAAAACCAGAGGAGUUUGUCAACGUGGAGCGCAAAUGAAUGAAAUGAGUGAAUGUGAAUGAAAAUAUUUCGGGUGCAUUGAAAGUGUUUGUGCGUUGGCAAAUGGAAGUGGCAAUGCUCGAUCGCGAUCGCAACUGAGGAUUAUUAAUUCCAUCGAAUUAGGAAUUACGCGUUACGAGUUACGAGUUACGAGUUACGAGUUACGAAUUACGGAUUGCACAAUCUACAAUCCGUCCGCGUUUAUAGAAAUAAAUCUCCGGCGAACAGUUGCAGCUGCCGCAGCUACUUUGGCUAAUUGAUUUUCAUUCGGUUUCUGUUUUCCCCAUUUGUUUGUUGCCAGCUGAUUUGUUUGUCCGUCCGCCUCUUGCAAUGAGGCGUCCAAGAGCUGCCAAUCGCCACAGCAACAAUAGCACCAACAACAACUCGCCAAAUGAACAAAAACAAGCUGAAAACCAACAAGUUCGAGUACAUGAAGCGAAGCUGCGCGACAAUUGCGUUUGCGCCUUUUUGCUGCUUUUUUAAUUAAUUUUAAGUGUCGCCGUACUCCGUUGCCCUUUUUUUUUGUUGGUUUGGCCGGGAGCGGUUCAGAUAGCGCUGGAGCGGUGAGGAGAAGCCCCCGGAAAUCGGCAAUUUAAUUUACAAUACAACAUUAGUACGGACAUAAAAGCGGAUAAAGGCGAGCUGCCCUAGGAGAACCCAAAAUGUUCGCGGGAAUAAGGAAACGCCUGGCACGCAAGCAAAACGAGAAGGAUUGCGACGAGGACGACAAGGAUGAUGUGCUCGACAGCAUGCCACCACCGCCGAACUACAUACAGAUCUCGCAGGGCAGGAUUCAGUUGGUCCACCAGCCGAGGACGCCCGUGGAAUCGGAGGCGGGAACUCUGCCCCUGGAGCGGCAUGGAGGCUCGAUCUCCGGAUCCGGCGGCUGUGAUAAGGAUGUGUUGGAGAAGCGGAUGAUUGAAGUUGAAGGCGCUCUGCUGCGUUUGCAGGAGCAGUUCCAGAAAAGCCAAUGCGGGUCGCCUACGUUCGAGAAGGAAUUGCGCGAGCAAAUUGAGAACAUGAAUCGCAUUAUGAAAUCCAAAGAACGCAAGCAAAUGCAGACAUGUCGGGAUCACAAGGCACUGCAGACUCGCUUCGCCCGCCAGGAGAGCCUGCUCCAAUCGAUGCAGCAGGAGAAUCGAUCCCUGCUCACCCGAAUCCGGCAGUAUGAGCACUGUUUGGAUGAUGUGAUGCGCAAGGUGGUGGACGCCAUUGUGGCAGAGGACAAUCUCCGCGAGGAAGUGAGCAUGCUGAAGGGCCGGGUUCGCGAUUUGGAGGCGCAAAAUGCUGCUCUGUCCGCCAGUCCGGUGAAGGGCAGGGAUGAAGGCUACUGCACCAUGAGCAGUGGGCAGCCGCAGCCAUCGAAUGGGCAUCUGGAGGAUCUGCCCGAGGAACCGGAACAGUGGCUCCUGCCUGCUGAGCCCUGCUCCACGGAAAUGGAGGACUGGAGCAUGUCCCAGGAGGAACUGGCGGUGAUGACGUUCGACGACGAGCGGGAUCCACAUCACCCUCAUCUCCAGCAGCAGCGGAGGAAGAGGGAUCACGACUGGCUGUGGCCAUCCAGCGACUUUAUCAACUCCACCACCGUGGAAACGGAUUCAGUGGCCGAUGGCAUUACCCAGCUGCUGCAGCAGAAGAUUGUUUACUCCGAGGAUGAGGAGGUGGCCUGCACGGACUUCACCAACGACUUCUACAAACUGGUCAACAUCCGUUCGAAUUCCUCGCGUAGUCUUUACUCUUACUUGGAGGGUGAGACGGAUGACGAGGAUGAGGACGACGAUGAUGGCGAGGAUUCCAGUAUCUCAGAGAGCCAGGUGGGUCCCGCUGGCAGAAUGAGUCCCACGCCCAGCGAGGCAGGAAGGGCCCAGUUGACCAGCUGCUCCUCCAGCGAAACGGACGAACUCUCCGCCAGCCAGGCAAAGAAGGACGAGGAACCGGACUACGCGGUUAUCGACGAGUGCCGGCGGAGGGUUAGCGACAUUGAAAUCGAGGAUGUGCCCAUGAUUGUCGGCAGCACGCCAAUGAAACCACUGGAUGAGCAGCAGUGUAUUGCUCAGAUCAUCAAAAGCGAACUACGUCGACCGCCUCACGUCCUGGUGAAAUCCAAAUCGGUGCUGGAGGACCAGGAACCCAGUUGCAUCCUGAGACACAAUCAACGCCGCGAACUGGAGUCCACCGUGGUGCGCAGCGAUAGCAUCAGCUGUGCCAUGAUGAACAAGUUGGCCAAAGAGGUGGUGCCACCGGCGCCUGGGAUGGUAACCAAGUUGAAGGAGAGGAUGCUGCUCAGGCAGGCCUCCACGCCUCCGACGGCCAGCUCCUGGCGCAGGAGCAAUGGCUGGAAGAGGGUCACAUCGCCGGUUCAUCCACCGGUGGCUGUCUCGCCGAAAAAGAAGGCAGCGAAGUCAACGGAGCCGCCAAAGAGUUGCCUGCCCAAGGCGCAGCCCACCAGAAUUCCAACGAGCAUCCAUUCAUCGGUGUCCUCGUCCUCCUCGAUGUCCUCCUCCUGCUCGCCCUCGCCCUCCUCCCCCUCGCCGCAGUCGCAGUCACCGCAGCAAAGGUCACCGGGUCAGCAACCCCAGCAACAGCAACAACAGCAGCAACAGAAGCAGCAGCAGCGAAAAUCGAAGAUUCCUCCACCAGUUCCCGUGCGAAGAUCCUACGCCAGUUAGGAUAGACCAGCACUGCUAAAUCUCAAAUCAAUAAUCGUCAAGCUAACAAAUAUUUAAAGAUUUAAAAAGACUAAAUUGUGAUAUAUUCAAACAAAACAAAACAGAACCGCGAGAUACAGAAGCAUUAAGAUGAUAAGAUGAUGAUGAGGAGAAGAGAAGCAGGCGAGUUUUGUACGUACGAAUACGAGUAUUUAUGUAUAUUGUAAAUUUUUUGAAGAUGUUUUACCUUGUAAGCGGCACUGCCAACUGUUCCCCCUAUGAGAGAAAUCGAAACAACCAAAUCGAACCGCUCGCCCUGCUCUAUACCACAUAUACCACAUAUUUUGUAGAGCAGCGGUUGCAGCAUCCAAAUCAGAGGGUUACACUAACUGAAAUGGGACAUUUUGAAUGACUUCAAACUGAAUUCAAACCACUAUUAGCUAUGGUCAUGAGUAGAUGAACCAAAACUGUAGUCUUCCGCACGAGUCGAGUGUAUUUGUGGGACUUGGUUAAAGUUAGCCACAUAAGCUAAUCCGGAUUAGUACUCCUCAGACACAACAGCAGUUGAACAUUUGCAUUUAAGGGUGAAAUAUUUCAAGGUGUUUACGAUGCAGUAUAGAAUGCAUAUAUAUAGAUACGAUACAUAUAUAUAUAUAUAUAUAUACGGUUUCUAAGCGAACAUUACACGACAACCAUAACAAUAAACUGUACAUAGCAGUCGUUCUUAAAGCUAAUGAUAAUGAUAAUGAUAAUGACAAGCUCUUCUUCAACCGUAGUUAGCUCCUCAGGGCUGCUGCCACCGACUACUUCAUCGCAGCAGCCCGAUUCCUAAGCAUAUACUUACACUACAUAGAACAGAACGCACUAUGAUCGAGAGGAGGGAACCUAGACGUAAGCUCGUAUAAACAUUAUAAAUGUAUUUUCUUAGCGUAGCGAGUACAAAAUAAACAAAAAGAAGUUACA